Leptonychotes weddellii (Weddell seal) is the source of this 1613-nucleotide messenger RNA. RefSeq names its product interleukin-17D. The record is from RefSeq and is a predicted model, not a curated record. Gene Ontology annotation, molecular function: cytokine activity. Lineage: Eukaryota; Metazoa; Chordata; Mammalia; Carnivora; Phocidae. Gene Ontology annotation, cellular component: extracellular region. Gene Ontology annotation, biological process: inflammatory response.
UCGCAAUACUUCCUGAUCCCAGAAGCAAAAAUCUUCUGUUGGCUGCCCUCUCUCAGCGCGCGAUGUGUUCCUGUUGCCCCAAAGCGUGAACUAAAGCCGUGCUCUCUUCCCUGCAGAAUUUCCUACGACCCCGCCAGGUACCCGAAGUACCUGCCCGAGGCCUAUUGCCUGUGCAGGGGCUGCCUGACCGGGCUGUUCGGGGAGGAGGACCUGCGCUUCCGGAGCGCCCCGGUGUACAUGCCCACCGUCAUCCUGAGGCGGACCUCGGCCUGCGCGGGCGGCCGCUCGGUGUACGUGGAGGAGUACGUCACCGUGCCGGUGGGCUGCACCUGCGUCCCCGAGCAGGAGAAGGAAGCAGACAGCAGCAACUCCAGCAUGGACAAGCAGGGCCCCAAGCUCCUGCUCAGCCCCAGCGACAAGCCGGGCCGGCCCUGAGGCCCUGCCGUUGUCCGAGGCCCCUCUCCCUGGAGCGUGCGGGCUGGUUCCACCUCCCAGGAGCGAAAACGAAGACGGAAAGGGGUAAAGGACACAACUGAACGGGAGAGGUUUCCGACCCGACUGCUGGGCAGCUCACUCUCACACAGCAUCAUCCCCUGGUUUUCUUGGAGGCAGCAGCACAGGGUCGGUGAAGGCUGCCGGGAAGUUACCCGGUACAUGGCAGCAGGCAGGGCGCGGACAGCCAGGGCCCGCAGAAGGUGGCUGGAGCCUGGCAAGCGCAGAAGUGUCUUCAUGGCCCUCCCUCCGUGGCCCUCCGGGCUCAGACCCUUCCCCCACCCCCCAGCUACAGUGCGGCGCCCUUAGGACGCUCUGGGAAGCGGGGCGAGCCUUCACAAGAUAGAUGGUAAAUGGGUGCUUCUAAAAGAGGGCUUUUUUUUUUUAAGUGGAAUAUAUACCUACUCUUUUGUUCAAUGUUUUCAAUGAGGCAGAAACUAUUUUUAUAUUAGGAAUUUUGAGUAUAUUAAAAAUUUUUUACUUGACAUGUAUUUUAUAACCAUUCUGUUUUCAGUUCCUCUGGUAAGAUUUUUUAGAAGCACAGCUGGAAUCCUCAGAUAAACUUUUUAGCUGGCACUGGGGCCCGAGUCCCUGAAUUCAGCCUGUCCCCAGUUGCUGACCAUAACAAAACGGACAGGGUUGAAUGUGACCUCCAGUGAAGAUUUUCACAGGCUGCUCCAUGAAUAAAAGAGAAGCGCAGGAGGCUCAGCUCACCCCGGGCUGGCCAGGCAUUCCAGAAACCUCAAACGUGGUUUGUUCGUGACUGUAUAAAUGGCCACAGAUGUAUACAAUUAAAUACUUUUUCACUUUUGAAAGUAAGUGGAGCCCAAUAAGAGGUCACGGUGGGACAGGGCGAGAGGUGGAAUGUGCUAUCUUUGUCAAUUCUCAGAAGAGUCCAAGUCUUAGCUUAGUUGUAAGGGCUUCAGGAACUAGCCAAAUAGGAGAAGCAGGCCAGCUUAGGAUUUCCAGAAAUCAGUAUUGGGGGCCUCUUUUUCUACAUCCUUCAGUGUGAGCUAAAACCAUACUCUCUUCUGUAGGCUGGAAGUUUGUCCUUGAACACAAUUAUUUGUAAAAGUGACAAGUUCUUUUUAAAUCAUUAAAGCAAUUGUAGGUGAAGGGCA